Messenger RNA from Ciona intestinalis (vase tunicate), 1762 nucleotides. The record is from RefSeq and is a predicted model, not a curated record. NCBI's taxonomy places the organism in Eukaryota, Metazoa, Chordata, Ascidiacea, Phlebobranchia, Cionidae.
AUAUUUAUAAUUUUUUUCCCUUGAUAUUGCUGUGUGGUUGCUUGCAAUGCGAAUUAUAAGCGGACACGCGUGUUCACAAUGAUUCAUUUUACAAAACUGUUCCCAAAACUAAAAACAUUGGGAAGUUGGUGGAUUGUAACUAACGCGUUAAUAUUGCCGGGAAACAAGCGUGAAUGUACGGCACACCAUGCACGUGUGAUUAUAUGUGCACAAAUUUACUUGGAAGCAAAGCUAGGAUUUCCGCUGCACCAGUGCUAGAUUACUUUACAGUUUACACAUUACAGUCUGUAGUUGGACAGCUAAUAGAAUGGCAACCGUUGAGCAGUUUAAAACACUUUUAGGGCAAGCCGAAGACCUCGGUAUUAGUUGGGAGCAGUUAAACAGACUUAAGUCUGUCAGGGUAAUUCAGGACGAUGGAAAGAAAUGGCUCCAACGGAAUUUAGAGGUUCUGUACGCUGUCUUGAUACUUUUACUAAGUAUUGGCUUUUCGAUUAUAUUCAGCAUAACUACGUAUACCGAUGUGGGAAUAUUCGAUUUAUUGAACCCAAGCGUAAGUUGCAUCGUGAAAAAUGAGCAUUUUCUUGAGUACAACCGACAACCGGUGGACUGCAAUGCCUGCAAGGAUGUAACUGAAGUUUUGUACGUAAACAAUAUUACACAAGAGGAAUUUCUUCAGAAAUAUGCAUUUAGCAUGCAGCCUAUCGUCGUACAAGAUGGCCAGAAAGGCUGGACUGCAAGCAAAACGUUCAGCUAUGAAUAUUUUAAAAGCGUAUACCCCCCAGGAUCAAAGGCUCUUUCACAAAUUGAGGAAAGAUGUCAAUUUUUCCCCUACGCCACGGAUAUAUCUACAGCUGGAGAAUUUUUUAAUAUGUCGAAAAACAGACUAGAAGGAGACGAAGACCACUGGUACAUUGGAUGGAGCAACUGCGAAGGACAUACAGCCAACGAGCUCAGAAAGCAUUACAAAAUGCCUUACUUUUUGUCCCCUGAAUUGGAUCACAGCAAAAUUGAUUGGAUUUUCAUGGGGUUACCGGGACAUGGGGCACCAAUGCAUGUUGACUUUGUUCCUGGGGCAUCUUGGCAAGCACAACUAAGCGGUGAAAAGGAAUGGACCUUUGAAACACCUCCGGAGUGUUACGGUAUAUGUUCAUCAAAAAUGAAAGUAACGGUCAAGGCUGGAGACAUAAUUAUUCUUGAUGGGAGCAGGUGGUACCACGAAACCAAUAUUAUUGGAAAGGAUAUGAGCAUAGUGAUUGGAUCCGAAUAUUACUAAGAAGAAUAAAGAAACAUAUUGUGGUUUGAAUAAAAUAUAUAUUCCAGAAAUUGUGUCCGCUUGUGUUUAGCUUAACUUAUAGAAGAUGUUUGUUUGUAUAGCUGAUUCACAUUUAGCAAGUUUCAUAUAUCUUUAGUACCUAAUAUUCCAUAUCCUAUUCCUGUUUUUUAACAAACAAGACAGCAAAAUUCCUAUGAAUGGGCAUGUGUUUCAAAUAUCACUAGUAGAAGUGCUUUUAUUGCGCCUCGCCAAAACAGUGUAACAAGCCGCGUCAAUCGUUGUGAAUUACCAGAAACGGUUUUAAAGGCCAUGAUAAACAACUCGUUAAUUGCUCGAUAUUAGGUAAGGAUAUUUUUAUAUACAUGUUUUUUUUUAAAGUAUUUUUCGAUAGCGGUAAAAACAAAAACUAGCACAAAAUUGAUAACACAGACUGAUAGCCGUUGACAAUAUAUAUGCAUUUUAUGGCUGGUAUGCCAUUUAUAUGUACCC